UUAAGUCUGGUUUGUUUGACGGUGUUUUUCCAGUUGAUGGUAUUCUUCCAUUGGCUACAAGAAUGCUUUUGCAGCAACAUACAACUCAGGCCUACUGUAAGAACAAGGAGGUAGGAGUUGAUCUAUGGAGGGGUUUUGGAGUGCUGGUUUCUGGAUUCCAGUACUGGCAGUCUGUUUCUGCAUCAGAAGCUGCAUCAAGGUAUGGUGUACAGAAGGAGGGUGCUGGUAUGCUGAUGACCUAG
This is a messenger RNA of Ilex paraguariensis (yerba mate), 242 nucleotides long. The record is from the annotation of a GenBank genome assembly. Lineage: Eukaryota; Viridiplantae; Streptophyta; Magnoliopsida; Aquifoliales; Aquifoliaceae.